This is a messenger RNA of Olea europaea var. sylvestris, 612 nucleotides long. RefSeq lists its product as uncharacterized. The record is from RefSeq and is a predicted model, not a curated record. Gene Ontology annotation, molecular function: ADP binding. Lineage: Eukaryota; Viridiplantae; Streptophyta; Magnoliopsida; Lamiales; Oleaceae. The transcript has 3 exons. The coding region runs from base 1 to 612 and encodes 203 amino acids.
AUGGCUGUAGGCAUAGUCUUUUACGUUGUUGGGAAGCUCGUGGAAUACACAAUCGAUCCAAUUUUGUGCCAAUUCAAGUAUAUGUUUUGCUACAAAACCAAAAUUCUAACUUUGAUGGAUAAGGUAAAAGAUCUUGAAAUUAAGGAAUCUGACGUGCAACAAUUGGUUGUUGAAGUAGAAAGAAAUGCAGAAGCUAUUAAACCAGGUACUAAAGAUUGGCUACAAAAGGUUGAUGACUUAAAGAAACAGGCAUAUGAAGUUUUGGAAGGUACAACAAAUUCUGAAAUGAAAGCCACAAAGAAGACUGUUGAGGUUGAUAAGCUCCUAGUGGAAGGGGCUUUCGAAACGAGGAUAUCAACUAAAAAGAAAAUCAUAGAAGCUUUAAAGGACAAAGAUGUCAGCAUAAUUGGUAUCUGUGGCAUGCCAGGAGUAGGUAAGACUACAAUGGCAAAUGAAAUAGCUAAUGAAGUCAAAGUUGACAAAUUAUUUAAUGAGGUUGCAAUCGCAGUUGCAUCUCAAGAUCCAGAUGUAACUAAAAUUCAGGAUCAACUUGCUGAUAUGCUCGGCUUUAAAAUUGAAGAGAAGACUAAUAAAAUUGUGAGAGAUGGAUGA